Molecule: messenger RNA, 630 nt
Organism: Stegastes partitus (bicolor damselfish)
Lineage: Eukaryota; Metazoa; Chordata; Actinopteri; Pomacentridae
Product: dual specificity protein phosphatase 19-like
Exons: 4
Coding region: 1-630 (209 amino acids)
Biological process (GO): regulation of MAP kinase activity; protein dephosphorylation
Cellular component (GO): cytoplasm
Molecular function (GO): JUN kinase phosphatase activity
Source: RefSeq, a predicted model, not a curated record
AUGCAGUCUUUGACAGAGGAAAUCCAGAGUUUCUCUCGGACGCGACUGAGGAAGCAGUGCACCAGAGUGACGUCGCUGAGUGGCCGUCGCAUUAUCGAGACCUGGAAGGGUUCCACGAUCACUGUGGUGGAGGACCCUGUCCCCCCGGAGAAAAUGCUGGGAUACGUCCCUGACACUUCCUGGGACGUGCAGGUCGGCAUCAUCAAGCCUUUCCUGCUACUGGGUUCUCAAGAUGCUGCACAUGACUUUGGCACUCUGAGAAAACUCAAGGUAACUCAUGUCCUGAAUGUUGCCUUUGGGGUGGAGAAUGUGUUUCCGGACCUAUUCAUCUAUAAGACCGUCAGUAUUCUGGAUCAUCCCGACACUGAUCUGCUUCCUCACAUCCAGGAGUGUUGUGACUUCAUCCAACAGGCCCACAGUGAGAAGGGCGUGGUGUUGGUCCACUGCAACGCUGGCGUGUCACGUGCACCAGCAGUCAUCAUUGGCUACCUGAUGUCAUGUGAUGGCCAAUCCUUUGACGCCGCGCUCUCAUUGGUGAAAGCAGCUCGGCCCACCGCCUCCCCAAACCCUGGCUUCCUGGAACAACUGAGGAGCUACAAAACACUGACAAUGAAUGGUUCCAAACAUUGA